AUUAGCGCAUUGAGCUGUUAUAGCUUCGUUUCUGGUUUUUUCAGUUUAAAAACCGAAAUGGAAACCACUUCUAGUGAAUGCAAUGCUCGUCCUAAAGUUUACUUUGACAUUAAAAUCGGAGGAGAAAAUCGGAAGAAUUGUUUUCGAGUUAUUCACCGAUAUAGUACCAAAAACAGCAGAGAACUUCAGAGCUUUGUGCACGGGAGAAAAAGGAACUGGAAGCAAAGGAAAACCACUUCAUUAUAAAGGUUGCAGCUUUCAUAGAAUAAUCAGGCAGUUUAUGAUACAAGGAGGCGAUUUCACAAAUGGCGAUGGAGCUGGUGGAGAAAGUAUCUAUGGUGAGAAAUUCGAAGACGAAAACUUCCAACUAAAGCAUGAUAAGCCUGGACUUUUAAGCAUGGCUAAUGCCGGACCCAAUACUAAUGGCUCUCAGUUUUUCAUCACAACCGUUCCGACUCCCCAUCUGGACGGAAAGCACGUCGUCUUCGGUUGCGUCUAUAAAGGGAUGAGCGUGGUCAAGGCACUGGAACAGGUCGGCACUGGCCAGAACGAUGCUCCGACGGAGCAUUGCGUGAUAGAAGACUGCGGCCAGUUUGCUCCCGGAGUCUCAGAUUUUGGCCUGUGCGAGUGCGAUGGCACCGAAGACGUGUAUCCGCCUUUUCCGGACGAUUCUGACCUGGACUUCACGCAGCUGGAUGCUAUCGUGCAGAUCGCCAACGCCAUCAAAUCUUCUGGUAAUAUAUACUUCAAUAAGGAAGAUUUUGUCACUGCCAAUUUAAAAUAUAAAAAGGCACUCAGGUAUCUCAACAGAUUACACGAAGUUAACGAUUUGAAAAAGGAAGAAGAGAAAAAAUUGUCUUCGAUAGUGUUACCGUGUAUACUGAAUAGUGCAGCCUGUAAAAUUAAACUAAAACGAUAUGAUGCGGCCAUCGAAGAUUGCAAUGAGGCCCUUGACAUAGAAUCACAGAGUUCCAAAGCCCUGUUUCGACGCGGUCAGGCGUAUCACGGCAGUAGGGAUUACGAACGAAGUCUGGCAGAUCUGCAUGAAGCUCUACGAUUGACUCCUAACAAUAAAGCUAUUAUUGCAGAAAUUACUGCAGUUAAAGGUGAAAUACAAGCUUAUAAAGCCAAAGAAAAAAAGGCUUAUGCAAAGUUAUUUGCAUAAACAUAUACAUGUUCUUCUAACUCAAUUAAUGCAUUUUUUGAAAAAUUUAAUCUUUUUAAAAUGUCUAUUAAUUGAUAUUGUUAUAGUAAUAUUGUGAAUAUAUGCUUUGAAAAUUUACACCUGCAAACAAUUCGAAAAGAUGUAUGCAAAGAGAGAUGACGGUGACGAUAAUUAAAACUUGCACGUGUUCCAAAUUAGUUGUAAAUUUUUUAUGUUAAAAUUUUAUAUUGAAUGGCACAUUGAUAGAUAAAACUAUUUUAAAUUAUUAGAUUUAUAUUCUAAAUAUGUAAAAAUCAAAUGGAACUGAUGUAGAAUAUGAAAAUAUAAAAGAAAAAA
Centruroides sculpturatus (bark scorpion) is the source of this 1501-nucleotide messenger RNA. Its product is annotated as peptidyl-prolyl cis-trans isomerase D-like. Gene Ontology annotation, molecular function: peptidyl-prolyl cis-trans isomerase activity; protein binding. The record is from RefSeq and is a predicted model, not a curated record. Gene Ontology annotation, biological process: protein folding; protein peptidyl-prolyl isomerization. Lineage: Eukaryota; Metazoa; Arthropoda; Arachnida; Scorpiones; Buthidae.